Acromyrmex echinatior (Panamanian leafcutter ant) is the source of this 1649-nucleotide messenger RNA. It is a transcript of the gene Pdxk, whose product is annotated as pyridoxal kinase. Gene Ontology annotation, biological process: pyridoxal 5'-phosphate salvage. The record is from RefSeq and is a predicted model, not a curated record. NCBI's taxonomy places the organism in Eukaryota, Metazoa, Arthropoda, Insecta, Hymenoptera, Formicidae. Gene Ontology annotation, cellular component: cytosol. Gene Ontology annotation, molecular function: pyridoxal kinase activity.
CCAAAGUCCAAAAUAUUCUGUAACAGUCUUUUUGAAUGACUCAGCAGGGGUGAACGUAUUCUUGGUUCGAACGCUUCGGUCCGAGGGUUUCAUCAUCUUCAAUUUUUCAAAGUUCCUGUCGUAAUUCCUGUAUUUGUGAAUUACGACAAUUACAAUUGGUUACGUCAAUCUCGGUGCAGAAAUCAAGAUCAAUCGAAAGAAGGAGAUAGCGCGACAACAGGUGCCGGUUGUUACAAGUCGCGGACGUGAAUUGUGGCAAGUGUGUCAGAAGCGCGAAUCAGCUGGUCAACUAUGCAUUCCGCGAAGACACCGCGUAUUCUUUCGAUCCAGAGUCAUGUAGUGUCAGGCUACGUCGGCAAUAAGAGCGCUACUUUUCCGUUGCAGUUAUUAGGCUUUGAGGUCGAUGCAAUAAAUUCUGUACAGUUGUCUAAUCAUACUGGUUACAAAGCAUUUAAAGGCCAAGUACUCAAUGAUAAAGAUUUAGAGGACCUAGUUGAUGGUUUAGUGCAAAAUGACUUAGACAAUUAUACACACUUAUUAACUGGAUAUAUCGGUUCUGCCUCCUUCUUGAAAAGAGUGGCAUUACUAGUCACAACUUUGAAAGCCAAAAAUCCAAAUCUUAUAUAUGUUUGCGAUCCUGUUAUGGGUGACAAUGGCAAGAUGUAUGUCCCAGAAGCACUGAAAGAAAUUUACAAAGAGGAGAUAAUACCAUUAGCGGAUAUAGUAACUCCAAACCAGUUUGAAUUAGAAUUACUUACAGAUGAAAAAAUCACUAAUAUGAGUGAAUUGCAGAAUGCUAUUAAAAAAUUACAUCGUAAUGGACCAAAAACUGUAGUUAUAUCGUCAACUGAUCUUAGUGAAAAACUGACGGCAGUAGUGAGCGCGGCAGAAGAUAAUACAUUAAUAAAGGUAGAUAUUCCUAAAAUACCAGCAACUUUCACAGGUUCGGGAGACCUCUUUGCUGCGUUAUUUCUUGCCCACGUAUACUUACAAAAUGAUAUGAAAGUCACCAUGGAAAAAACUAUUAAUUCUCUAUAUGGCGUGUUGCUUAAUACAUAUGAAUAUUCUAAAGCGUAUAUAGAUACCGAAGCACAACCAGCCAAGAAAAUCGAAUUACGACUUAUACAAAGUAAAAACAGUAUUGAAAAUCCAAAAAUUCGUCUACUUGCAGAAUUCUUAUAACAUUUAAAGUUAUAGAAAAUAAUUAAAAUAAAUGUUUAAAAUGUUACUUAUAUGUAAUAUUUUUAAAAUUUUUGAUGCUAUAUUACAUAUAGUUUAUAGAAAGAUUUAUCUCAAUAAUUGAACACAUGUUAAGGUGCGUAUUAAUUAAGCAUUUAUUAAGAUAUAUAUCUUAACAUGCGUGUGCAUACAUAUAUAUAGAGAGUAUAAGAGUGGCCGAUUCAUAGUUUAUGAAAUUUGAGUUUGAGCUCAAUCCACGUAUUCGAUUUGUAAAAAGUUAAUAGAAAAAUUGAAGGUAGUGAAUGAUUUUAUUGUGAACGUAACUCGUGUUGGGAAUCCAUUUAUCAACUAUUUAUAAUGUAAAAAAACAUUUGUUGACAUUUACAAUAACACGCGGAGAUGUAUUCUCCAAUAAUCAAACCCCAAAGACCAAUGUACGUCUUCCAAAAUAUAUACAACUUAUUUAUGUA